Molecule: messenger RNA, 752 nt
Organism: Cladocopium goreaui
Lineage: Eukaryota; Dinophyceae; Suessiales; Symbiodiniaceae
Source: the annotation of a GenBank genome assembly
AUGGUGAAGUUCAAUUUCUCCGCUGGUGGAGCGGCGACCACCGCGGCUGCCGCCACCCAGGCGACGGCGACAGAGAUGAGUUUGGCAGCGGUGGCUGCGAUGGAUCCUGUGCCAAUCCACCCUAUCUCAACACGAGCACGAGUUCACUGGGUGUUUGGGAGUCAAAGCAAGUACCCGCAAUUCAAAUGCAUUCUCUGUGCUCCUGGUAGCAAUGCAGGGGAGAAGAUCUUCAUGUUGGCGAAGUUCAACGUGAUCCCGGCCCGGGAGGUGAAGGUGGAUCAGUGUGUGAAGCUGCUGGCGGUGGAAGUGCGGCAGACUUGGAAAAAAAGCAAUGGUGAGAUCGUGGAAGCUGCCCUCUGCCCGGAUUUGGCGGAGUAUGAACUUGCGGUGAACCUGCCAAUGCCGGGGAAGCGGAAGCGGCAGGGAGCUGAGUCAUCUUUGGUUUUCCUCGAUGAUGAUGCCUCGAUGCCUACAGCUGAUUUCGAGCUGCUGCCUGGCUUGGCUGGCAUUGCGCUGCCAUCGCCUGGUGAAGGGGAGAGCUACAUCUCAGUGCGUGUGAAGGUUGUGGACCUGUCCGAGAUUGGUGGAGAUUCGCAAAGGCCUCGCCGUUACAUGCAGGUGACGGACGUCGGAGUGGAGGGUUAUGACUCGCAGCGCUACAAUAUCCAGCUGUAUGACGGCCAUUGCAAUUCGAAGAUCUUGGUGAAGGGCGCAGUGGUGGCACUCAUGGGAUUGCAUGUGGGUACUGCAGG